This is a messenger RNA of Torulaspora delbrueckii, 534 nucleotides long. RefSeq lists its product as uncharacterized. Bases 1 to 534 code for a protein of 177 amino acids. The transcript has a single exon. The record is from RefSeq and is a predicted model, not a curated record. NCBI's taxonomy places the organism in Eukaryota, Fungi, Ascomycota, Saccharomycetes, Saccharomycetales, Saccharomycetaceae.
AUGAAUUCCUUAUUGGGGGUUUUCGUAAGUUCGCUGGUCUUAUUGACUGGAGUGCUGGCUAUAGAAGUAACUAAUAAUGAUGAGUACGAGCAGUGGUCUUCAACCCUGCCUAGUGAAACGUUUGAGAACGUUGUUCAACCGCGGAGUAGCGACACUCACAUAAUUAUCAACGCACACGCAGCUAACGAGACGAUAGUGUCAUCAUUUCAAUUACAUGUAGAUGGUAACCCAGCAGAGUGGUGGUCUUCCCAGGUUGAAGCUAGAUAUCCAGAUGGCAUUUACACAACAGCCGAGGAAUCAACAUCGUCCAGUACUCUAACCACGAUUACGCCUACGACAUACCCCAGCUCAGUGAUUGGGAUAAUUAGCGAUAUUGAGACGCAUACACCCAACUUACUAAACAAGCGUGAUGCCAAUUGUGGGUGGUUUUGUGGGCUGUCAGUCCAGUGCUCGGGCGUGAUGAAUCCGUGUAAGAAGUGUCAAGGUUUCGGCAAACGGUGGCUAAAACACUGUGUAGCUGCGUGGGCUAGAUAG